AUGCGAACCUCUAAAAUAAAAAAAGGAUGCGAUGUUCACUAUAAUGCAAAUCUGAACAAUAUAAGUGGUUGUCCUAUCGGCUCAAAAGCAUGGCCACUAACACUUCCAUGGAAAGUCAACUAUCAAAAGGCGAAUGGUGAAAGACUACCGGAACCGAAUCCCAAGAACCGAAUACACCUGAUGCCGUUGUGCGAGAAGUAUAUACUAUUAAUGGAAAGACUCACCGUCCAACCUACAAGGAUGAUGGAUGGGAAUAGUACUUUUUGGUUAUGUCGCAGACGGGUCAAUGGCGAAGCUCCAUGCUGA
Messenger RNA from Funneliformis caledonium, 306 nucleotides. NCBI's taxonomy places the organism in Eukaryota, Fungi, Glomeromycota, Glomeromycetes, Glomerales, Glomeraceae. The record is from the annotation of a GenBank genome assembly.